AGCAGCUCCUCCGAUCCUUUUUUGAAGUGAUCAGAGCCAGGAUUUGAUUUCACAAAUCAAGGGACUCACUCACUCUUUCCUUCUUUCUCUCUCUGAAAUGGGUUUGAGGGAAAACACCAACACCAACAACAUCAAUAAUAAGAAUUUAUACCGUCACAAUAAUAAUAACAACCCAAGUUUCAUUGAGUGGCUCAAACCAUCUUCAUCUCUAACUAGUUCACUAUUUUUAUCAUCACAAACUCCACCUCCCUGUGUGACUGAUGAACACCGAGAAACUAUAGAGUUUUUUCCCAUUUUAAAGGCUUCAGAGGGAGAGCAUGGAGUGGGGAACAAUCAUCAUCAUCAUCAUCAGAAGGAAGAAGAAGAAGAAGAAGGUAUUGAGGUGAAAGAAGAGAAGGUGGAACAACAACAACAGUUGAUGACUGUGGCUUUGCACAUUGGAUUACCAACAAACAACACAGUAGGAGUUGGUGCUGCUGAUGAUGAUGAGAAAAAGAAGGUUUUGCAUGUUAAGGAGGAGGAAGAAAAACAAAAAGAAGAAGAAGAAGAAGAUGAAGAAGAAGAAAAGUUGUUGGAGAGAAGAUUAUUGGAAAAUUGGUGGUUAAAGCAGGAAGAGAAUAAGAGGUUUUGGAUACCAAGUCCUUCACAGAUCCUUGUUGGACCUAUGCAGUUUGCUUGCUCCAUUUGCAGCAAAACUUUCAACAGAUAUAACAAUAUGCAGAUGCAUAUGUGGGGGCAUGGUUCGGAAUUCAGGAAAGGGCCAGACUCACUGAGAGGAACACAACCUGCGGCAAUGCUAAGGCUACCAUGUUAUUGUUGUGCACAAGGUUGCAAGAACAACAUCAACCAUCCAAGGGCAAAGCCAUUGAAGGAUUUCAGAACUCUGCAAACACACUACAAGAGAAAGCAUGGCACCAAGCCCUUCAUGUGUAGAAAGUGUGGCAAAACAUUUGCUGUUAAAGGUGAUUGGAGGACUCAUGAGAAGAACUGUGGUAAGCUUUGGUAUUGCACUUGUGGUUCCGAUUUCAAGCAUAAGAGGUCCCUUAAGGAUCACAUUAGAUCCUUUGGUAAGGGUCACUCUCCUCAUCCUUCUCUUGAAGGUUUUGAGGAUGAGAAGGAAUGCAUUACCACUGGCUCUGAUGAAGAUGAACCUAAGUAGUUCAAUUAAAUUCCUCCUAUUUAAAUAUAUAUAUAUAUAGUAUACACCAUCUAAUAACUAACAUUUUUAUAUGUUCCCAUAAGUAAGUUAUAUAUCUAUGUCAUGGUUUUAAAUUAUGGUUGCAGUUGUAAUGCUUUGAAAUAAUGUUGAUACAACAAAAAGUAUUACAACAAUGAUAGAUGUAACUUCAAUUUAAAACCAUGAUUUCUGCACUAGCUUGUGCUCAGUAACAAAAAAUUCUCAGUAAUAUUGAUGCUUGUAGGGCAUGAAAAUAUAGAGAGCAGUUUGCUACCGAGCACUUAGCUUAAUUGCAGCUUUAUUAAUUUUAUAUGUAGAGAGAUAUGCAUGCAUGGAGGAGAGUUAGUUUUCUUAUUUGAUUGUUGAUUAAUGAAUAAGAAGGUUGUCUCAAGUGAUGAAGCAUAUGAAUUUUCUUCGGAGAUCAGAAUUAAUUAGUAUGUAUGUGUUUAUGUAUUGAAUGAAGGAAAUUUAAAUGCUUCAUUACUGAACUACUAUGUAAUCCUCGGAUAUUAUU
This is a messenger RNA of Arachis stenosperma, 1691 nucleotides long. Its product is annotated as zinc finger protein WIP3. The transcript is spliced from 2 exons. Gene Ontology annotation, cellular component: nucleus. NCBI's taxonomy places the organism in Eukaryota, Viridiplantae, Streptophyta, Magnoliopsida, Fabales, Fabaceae. The record is from RefSeq and is a predicted model, not a curated record. Gene Ontology annotation, biological process: regulation of gene expression; anatomical structure development. Bases 98 to 1159 code for a protein of 353 amino acids. Gene Ontology annotation, molecular function: DNA-binding transcription factor activity.